Molecule: messenger RNA, 419 nt
Organism: Priapulus caudatus
Lineage: Eukaryota; Metazoa; Priapulida; Priapulimorpha; Priapulimorphida; Priapulidae
Product: proteasome assembly chaperone 3-like
Exons: 4
Coding region: 10-393 (127 amino acids)
Biological process (GO): proteasome assembly
Source: RefSeq, a predicted model, not a curated record
AAGGACGUUAUGGAAGUGGUUGCUUCCUCAGCCGCGUUUUCGGAUUCCGUCCUCAAAAACAAACAAAUUUCUGCUAAAGUCCAAGCGAUUGACACAGACAUAGUUUGCACAGCAUUUGCUGACAAAACUUUCAUCAUCGUUACCCAACUUGGUAAAAUUGGAGGACUGAUACUGGUUACCAAGGACAACGUAGUUGGGGACUGCAAAGAGCCAACCUUCUCUGUCAGGGUUCUUUUGGGCAAGGACGACGCGGUGCACUGCGUGAUUGCGAGGAGGAUCGCGGCCGUGACGGGACUAGAGAAGCCCGUCCUCGUCGCGUUGGCGCUGAAGGACACGUCCGUGGCGACGGCUCGCGAGCUCGAAGAGCUGGUGCGUACCUGCUCCGUGUGGUGAUCCGCACGACCCCACCAUCGGCGCCG